UCUUUUUCACUUAUUAAAUCUGGCUUUGGUGCAUAUGCAGAGGAUCUCUUCUUGUUUUCGCUGCUGAUUAGGUCUCGCAGCCAUGAGCAACUGUGACUAGUGUGUUAUUAAUGCAGCUCUGGUCAUUUGCACAUCGGCUUUGUUUCCAAACACCGAUGGGAGCUGUUUUUCAAUAAUAUCUGCCAGCGCGCCCUUAAUCCCGCCUCGGACUUGACAGCAAAAACCAUACCUGUAACUUUUUAAGUUUAGCUUUCCUGCAAAGAUUUUUAUCCUUUUCUGUUUGUCUGUAAUCAAUCACUGCCAGAUUAAAAAGGACAGUUGAAUUAAUCCAAUGAGUUAGUGUAGAGUUUUAUCAGUGUAUCAUAUAAAUUAAAAAUCAGUUUUGAUCUACAAAUGGCUUUUAUUAAAAAGAAUUUGUAGUAUGACAGUUGGGACCUACAUAUAUAUUGAUGAGAGAAUCCAACUACUAUGUGCUGAAGGAGGCUGGCCUCUAGGAAGUCAAUUUGGGGAAGACAGAACAACCCUUAAAUGAGUAUUUAAACGAUGGGGAAGCUAAAAGCAAGGAGCUAUUACUAAUAAGUCUACUUCCAACUAUAUUAGUAAUGGCCCCCAGAGAAAGUCCUGAUGUGCAGCCUCUAUGGAUGGUAUAUCGGAGAAAGCAGUCCGAUGUAGAUUUAAAUCAUGUGGUUUAAAUUAAAUCAGUGAUUUAAAACACAUACGAUCUUAAAGAUUCAAAAUGGGUAGGCUUUAAGGAAUGGGAUUUGGAAUUAUUCUUGAAAAAGUAAUGGCAGCAGUGAAGUUAUAUAAAUACAAUAAGGGAUAUGAUCUUUUUUCAAUAUUGUGCUAAAAGAUUUGAGACUAGCUGGGAUUUUUUGAGCUCUUUUUGGCUAACUUGUUCUACUAUUGUGUUUAUCGUACUAAUGUCUACUAUUUUUCAGAUUAAAGCAUUCACUUAAUUUUACGCAGUACUCUUUCAAUGGCACAUAUCAGUAUCAACCAAUAUUUGCAGCAGGUACUAGAAUCUAUUGAUGGCAGAGAUGGAUUGUUUUGUGCAGAAUUAGUGUCAUUUAAACAUCCUCAUGUUGCAAAUCCGAGACUGCAGCUUUCAUCUCCAGAAGAAAAAUGUCAACAAGUGUUGGAACCACCUUAUGAUGAGAUGUUUGCUGCUCAUUUAAGAUGUACUUACGCAGUUGCCAACCAUGACUUUGUAGAAGCGUAUAAAUGCCAAACAGUUGUGGUACAAUCUUUCCUGAGAGCUUUUCAAGCACACAAAGAAGAAAACUGGGCUUUGCCUAUUAUGUAUGCAGUGGCACUUGAUCUUCGAAUUUUUGCCAACAGUGCUGAUCAACAAUUGGCAAAGAAAGGCAAAGGCAAAGUUGGUGACAUGUUGGAAAAAGCAGCUGAACUUCUUAUGAGCUGUUUCCGUGUGUGUGCAAGCGACACUCGAGCCAGCAUUGAGGAUUCAAAAAAGUGGGGCAUGUUAUUUCUGGUGAAUCAAUUAUUUAAAAUAUAUUUUAAGAUCAAUAAACUUCACCUGUGUAAACCAUUGAUAAGAGCAAUUGAUAGCUCAAACCUUAAGGAUGAAUAUAGCAUGGCACAAAGAGUCACAUACAGAUACUAUGUUGGAAGGAAGGCCAUGUUUGAUAGUGAUUUUAAACAAGCUGAAGAGUAUCUGUCUUUUGCCUUUGAGCACUGUCACCGGUCCAGUCAGAAAAACAAAAGAAUGAUAUUGAUUUAUUUGCUGCCAGUGAAAAUGUUACUGGGGCAUAUGCCAAUGGUCCAGCUUUUAAAAAAAUAUGACCUCAUGCAGUUUGCAGAAGUUACAAAAGCUGUGAGUGAAGGGAACCUUCUUUUAUUAAAUGAUGCUCUGGCAAAACAUGAGACGUUUUUCAUUCGCUGUGGUAUCUUUCUUAUUCUUGAGAAGUUGAAAAUCAUCACCUACAGAAAUCUCUUCAAGAAAGUAUACUUGUUACUUAAAACUCACCAGCUAGCUCUAGAUGCCUUUCUGGUUGCCCUGAAAUUCAUGAAAGUCACUGAUGUCGAUAUUGAUGAAGUCCAGUGCAUUUUGGCUAAUCUCAUUUACAUGGGUCAUAUUAAGGGCUAUAUCUCACAUCAGCAUCAGAAGCUUGUGGUCAGCAAGCAAAAUCCUUUUCCUCCACUUUCUACUGUAUGCUGAACUGAGAUGGAGGAAUGUUGCUCCUGGACGGGGAUUACGAUUGGAGAAGCCCUCUUUAAAAGGUGGAACAGUCUUGUAUUUAGGACAACGCAAUAGAGAACUGGCAAGGACUUGUUGAAGAGAUGGCUGCAGCACAGAAGAGAACGAAUGGCUCCAUUACUUUCUUCCACUCAAAGGAAAUGAUUAUGGUCCCCUCUCUGUAAUCUUCAAAACCGCCUUCUGGAAGGCUAUUUUCAGAAUAGGUACAGAAUGAACUAUGUAUUGUUCCAGCAGAACUUUUUUGUAGAUUUUUCUUGAUAAAAAAUCCCAAUUUGAAUAAACAGCAUUAUAUUCUGUUGAUAA
Messenger RNA from Protobothrops mucrosquamatus (brown spotted pit viper), 2518 nucleotides. RefSeq names its product PCI domain containing 2 (gene PCID2). Lineage: Eukaryota; Metazoa; Chordata; Lepidosauria; Squamata; Viperidae. Gene Ontology annotation, molecular function: double-stranded DNA binding; RNA binding. The coding region runs from base 977 to 2176 and encodes 399 amino acids. The transcript has 14 exons. Gene Ontology annotation, biological process: poly(A)+ mRNA export from nucleus; transcription elongation by RNA polymerase II; post-transcriptional tethering of RNA polymerase II gene DNA at nuclear periphery. The record is from RefSeq and is a predicted model, not a curated record. Gene Ontology annotation, cellular component: transcription export complex 2.